Zygosaccharomyces rouxii is the source of this 1629-nucleotide messenger RNA. Its product is annotated as bifunctional fructose-2,6-bisphosphate 2-phosphatase/6-phosphofructo-2-kinase. Gene Ontology annotation, molecular function: 6-phosphofructo-2-kinase activity; ATP binding; fructose-2,6-bisphosphate 2-phosphatase activity. The transcript has a single exon. NCBI's taxonomy places the organism in Eukaryota, Fungi, Ascomycota, Saccharomycetes, Saccharomycetales, Saccharomycetaceae. Bases 1 to 1629 code for a protein of 542 amino acids. Gene Ontology annotation, biological process: fructose 2,6-bisphosphate metabolic process; fructose metabolic process. The record is from RefSeq and is a predicted model, not a curated record. Gene Ontology annotation, cellular component: cytosol.
AUGUCGGUUUUUGUUUCUGAUGACGAAGGUUUGAUGACUGAACCUAUUAUACGUCCUGGUAACCAUAUGGCUAGAACUGGGAAAAGAUGGUCAGGUAGUGGUCAAGUACGCCCUAUAAAACAAUCCAAUAUGGAUGGUGUUCAUGAGUCUGUAGAAGCAGAAGACUACAUGUCACCAGGUCAACUGUACUCAACGGAAUCAGGACGUCUUUUCCAUGCAGGUAGGAUAUUGAUUGUCCUAGUGGGAUUACCAGCAACUUCCAAAACUCUUUUAUCUGUCGCCAUUACGAGAUACACUAGAUGGCUUGGUGUAAGAACGAAAUCAUUCCAUGUUUCUGAAUAUCGUAGACAAAUGACGGAUACUGUACCUGAUGAAUAUUUCUCUGCUGUUCCUCAGACCAAGGAAGGGAUUGAAUAUCGUCAAAAAGUGAUGAGAAUAGUUCAUGAAGACAUGGUCAGGUUCUUCAAUGACACAAAGGGUCAGUUGGCAGUUUAUGAUGCACUGAACAUUCGGCGUAGUGAGCGUAAAGAUAUUGCUGAUAAAUUUUCAACGAUGAAUAUUAAAGUACUCUUCAUCGAAUCGCAUAUGACUGAUACUAAGUUGGUAGAUCGUUCCAUUAAGAUGGCUGCACAAUCCUCAGAUUAUUAUGGAUUACCUAAAGUCGAAGCAAGAGCUGAAUAUAUGAAGAGGCUGAACCUCAAUAAACCUCUUUACGAAUCCAUGUCGCCAGAGGAGGGUCUUUCGUACGUGGAGUAUAUUAAUUUUGGCCAAAAGUUAAGGAUUUAUAACAACCAUUAUGGCUAUUUGACCAAUAAAAUUGUUUUCUUUCUCAUGAACCUACGUGAAAAGAAAGGCUGCGUCUAUUUUGCCAGGUGCGGAACUAGUGAUAAGGAUAACUAUUUGAAUGAUGAAGAAUUAAAUGAGGAUGGUAAAAAAUAUUCAGAAAUUCUAACCGAUUUAGUUUUAAAUCGUAUUAAUGAAAGAAGACGUAAAAGCCACGGAGCUAGAACACCAGCUGCCCGCCAAAUUUCUUUAACACCGCAAUCUUCACAAUCUUCCUUAGUCCCCACACAGGCAAGUAUUGACAGAGAAACCUAUAGAGGAGAUCAUCGUGUUAGACAGACACCUUCGUGGGAUGGUGCAGAUGAAGAUUCAUUCGUCGUAUGGACUGCACCACGAAAGAGAACCUACGACACGGCUAGAUUUUUUCAGGAAAGUGGCAUAAGCGUUCGUCAGAGAUCUCAAUUGCAACAAUUAAACCCCGGUGUCGUUGCUGAUAUGUCAGACGAUCAAAUAAGAACCGAGUAUCCAAUGGAGUAUUCAGAAUGGUUGAAAGACCCUUACCAUUACCGCUUCCCAAGAGCCGAAUCCUAUCACGAUUUAGCAGUUCGUAUGGAACCGUUGUUACUGGAAAUGGAGCGUAUGCGCGGUGAUAUUUUAAUUAUCGGCCAUGAAUCGACGCUGAGGAUUCUUUACGGUUAUUUGAUGGCGUGUACUUGUACCGAACUACCAUCUUUGAAUUUUCAGCGUGAUAAACUAAUCGAAAUUUCAUUUAGCCCAUUUCAAAACAAAGCAGACCACAUCCCGAUUCCACCAGUAGAUUCAUACUCAUCAAAAUGGUCAUUAUAA